Exserohilum turcica Et28A is the source of this 1115-nucleotide messenger RNA. RefSeq lists its product as uncharacterized. NCBI's taxonomy places the organism in Eukaryota, Fungi, Ascomycota, Dothideomycetes, Pleosporales, Pleosporaceae. The coding region runs from base 1 to 990 and encodes 329 amino acids. The record is from RefSeq and is a predicted model, not a curated record. The transcript is spliced from 2 exons.
AUGGUCGCCCACGUGCACGCGCAAGAGGAUCCGCCCGAGCCGGCGUAUUUGGCGACUUCGGCCGAGUCGCCGCUUCAUCCACCGACGGAAGUGUACCGGAAGCUGAGGGGGCUGCAAGACGAUGAGGGCAAGGGGGAGGGGAAGCUGUUGAAGAGGCAAGACUUUGUGAUUGAGCCCCGAAGCGGCAAGGCAUGGAAGGUAGAGCAGAGCCAGGUGUUCCGGCUGUCGACGCCAGAAGGGGCGCAGGUGGGCGACCUCAACGUGUGGAACCAGCAUGAUGUGCGCGAGCGCUUCUGGGCGGCGCGGACACGGCAGCUGCAAGGGUCGCACAUGAGGGAGGGAGACCGGCUGUGGUCCAACCUUCCCUUUAUGCGGCCAUUGUGCGGCAUUGUGGCCGACGGGUGCCAGGUGCGGGAUGCGGCCACGCAGCCAGACCAGGGGGAGCCAGGCCAGGGGAGAGAGGAGCGAAGAGAUGAGAGGGGUGGAGUGACCAAAUGGGGUGGGAGAUGUCAUGAUUUGCUGGGGACCAGAUGUGAUCCGUAUGUGUCCCAUAUGCUUACAGGAUCGAGCUACGACUUUCACUGCCACUCGAAUCUGGUGCGAGCGAUUCUCCCGCAUGGGCUGACGGAAUUUGACGUGCACGACGUACUCAAUGUAUUCCAGGUGACUGGGCUGGACUCGCAGGGUCGGUAUUUCAUGGAAGCCAGUCCGGCGACCACGGAGAGCUAUAUUACGUUUUUCGCCGAGCAAGACUUGCUGUGUGCUCUGAGCACGUGUCCAGGGGGGGACUUGAGCGCCUGGGGGUGGCACCAGGCGGAUGAGGGUGGAAGCGGAAAGGCGGACAUGAAGAGCACGUGUCGGCCUAUUCGCGUGGAGGUUUGGGAUAUCAAGGACGAGGUCAAGAGCGAUGUGCUUGGCGGGUGGAAGGGUCCGGAGAAGAGUGGGUACAAGGGGAUGCACGGGAUGAGGGUUCCUUGUGGAGAGGAGUAGGAACAGGGUAUAUGUAUAGAUUUAUAUGUAUACAUGUGUUGGCCAAGUGGAAGAAUCUAGAGAAGAGUGGGUGCAAGGGGAUAUAUGGGACGAGGGUUCCUUGUGAAGAGGAGGAGUAAGAGUCG